This is a messenger RNA of Amoebophrya sp. A25, 2929 nucleotides long. Lineage: Eukaryota; Dinophyceae; Syndiniales; Amoebophryaceae. The record is from the annotation of a GenBank genome assembly.
GAGGACUUCGAUCAUUCGUCCGUAUGGGAUGAACCGAGGUUUUUGCUACCAGGUAUAUCAAGAAGUGCCAAUUAACAAGAUGAUGUCGAUAAAGAUAGUACGCACCAAGAAACAAAUGACUUGAAAAGCGCGCCCCAGCACCAUUGCAGCUGGAUUCCGAUUAUAGCAGCGCAUUGCACGAAACGCGACGGCGCGCUAGAUUUGAUUGGAUGAACUACAACAAUCAAUCGCAAUCGUCGUAACAACUGUCCCUCGCCCACGAGAAUGCCUCGUGGAAGAGCAGCAUCCUCCUUUUCGGGGGGACGGCCACCUUUAGGCAAACAAGUCACUUCUCUAGAUGAGGUCGGGAAGCUAGAGAUGUCUUACGUACACGCCGAUCUUUGGCAGGAGUCGCAAUUUUUGAGGAUCAUCGAACAAAUUGAAGCGCUUUCGGCGGAGUUUAUAUUAUGGCACGAAAGGUUCUUAAUAGCCACUAAGGAUUUCGACCAUGCUGAGGUGGAUGUGAUGUCGCUCGUUGUAGGUAAUGUAGUACUAAGAAAGGGCUAGACAUGAAGCAAAUAACGAACUCUUCUAAGAACACAGCUAUGCGAUGGGAAUAGAAGCAGACUCCAAAACAGCAUCAAAGAGACAGUUACAAAUAUGCGCACACCUGCAGCCUUGGAACUCUGUCGACAGAACCGCGAUGAAGAAUUCAGAGGUAUUGCUAGUGGAACUACAAUUAGCGUAAGCCCAAGUUGUACCAAUCGCUCCUUUCAUAGUUAUGAUUCACUGAACUACAUCAACUAGAAACUACAGCUACCUAGAAGGCGCGAUGCCGAUACCGCGCUGCAACUACUACGUAAUCCCUGUAAGGGAAACGGAAACAACAACACAGAAAUCGCAGCAGUUGCUACAGCAGAACUGAGGAGUUUGUCUGAGAGCAUUAGCGAAGCCGAUAGUCCGGAUGGGAUAUUGGAUAUCAAACGAAAGUGCGAACAUUCCUUGCAGCAGUGGCAGUCUGUACUGUCCUGAUUCACGUACUAAACUUAGCUAUGUUGAGAUGCACGUGCGUCUACACGUCGUAGCUAUAAUGAGAUGCACGUGCGUCUACACGUCUACUUCUUGAGCAGAUGGUUUGCCUCCGAGUUCACAGCACGUGGUUUAGUGCACAUCCCUCAUGUGUUGUCAUGUACUAUGGGUAUCUUCUGGAUCUUUUAUACCCCUGGAGUGGGUGCAUUCAUUCACUCAUUCACUCACUCACUCAAGCAGCUCACUUCAACAUCACCUCCUCCACGCCAACUACAGAACCUAGCAGCCGAGAAGCAGGACCGGUCAGAGCGAUACGGGUCAAUAUGGAACAAGAUAGACCGUUCUUUUUCCCAGUUGAAGGACAGCGCCAAGGAGGCCACUAGUUUGCGGACAGCAUCGAAUCAAAGACUGACGGAUGUGAUUGACAAUGUACAACUAACACACUACAUGAUAGAUGAACAAGAGUUCUCCACACAAGAGUUGUCUUGUUUGUUUCAUCUUCAUUCUCGUCUAUCUCGUCUAUCUCGUCCUCCACACCUCGGCCUCAACAACAGGCCUGCAGCACCUUAGCAGCUGACCUCGAGUCAGAGAGGCAAAAUCGACAACGAGGCCAAGACCGCAUGCUGCAACUGUUCGAAACGCUGCUAGGUUGUGUAGAAGCCAAGAGCGAGGACCAAUCACUCAUGGCCGCUCUGUUUAACAACUCCUCUACUGUGCCUCGUCCGUUACUGUUCGCCGAGAAGGAGGAGGACUCUACUAGCGCUGCCUCAAUACCUGAUGUUCACGUAGCAGGAGCAGGAGGCCAAGUAGAAGACUUUGCUCGAAACGCAAACCCUAACGCACGUGGCCUUGGAGGAAUUAGUCUUGCUCCUAACGCCAACUACCCUUCCACCAGAAGUAGAAUAGCAUCUGCUGAAGAUGAGGAUAGCACGACCAGGACCAUACGGGGUCUUCAUAUCGGAGCUCAAGUUCCUGCAACGAGCUCUGGCACAAGUAACCUAGUGAAUUUGAUUGAUAAGUCUCUGAAUAGACAUGAAAGCAAAUCUGGAGAUGAGGGGCAUCAAAUUGGUGGCCAUCUAGAAGAAGGAGCUCUGCUUGUCCGUGGUAUCCCUGUACCUGGCAGGACUGGAGCUACAACAUCGAGUUCAUCGAAAAGGACAGAGCUGAACUUCAACGGCAUAAGUCUACCUUCAUCACCUUCAUCGAGAAACAAAGUGGUGAGUAGCAACUACCUAAACCUAGGUCAUCUAGCAGCUGCUAGUACAACUACGAACGAGGGCAGUAAACUUCAACAGCAAGAAAGUGACCAAGCUCCUCCGCCGGAGAAACGCGAAGACUUCAAGAAUGCAUUUUCAGCGUUUCUAGAAAGGCAAAAAGGCAACGUAGUUGACGCACCAGCAUCUCCUCAGAACAAGAGGCCACCACCAGGCUGUGUCGAUCCAAGCGUGGCCGAUAUGUACCGCAGCAUCAAACGCAAGUUGCGCGCAUGCCAGCACUCAGCAGACUUCAAUAUCCAGGUAGGAGGUGGGGAGGAAAGUGGUGGAUAGCGAGGAAAAUAACAACAUCAAAAUUUCACUUGUUCACUUCUACUUCUAUUUUCUUGGGACGAGGAUGUGGAUGAUUUACUGUUCUUCUUUUUCAAUUUCUUGAUAAUUUUUCGCACGUCCUCAUCGGGAUUAGUCACUCACUGUCACCGAACUGUAUUACUUGCCUUAUAACGCCGGGGAGAAAACUGUCGAAAGUAUCCAAGUAAUCACACUGUCAACGAUUUUCGUGAACAUGGAUCGUGAAUGACGACGAUGCGACGAUGUAUGCUUCUGCAUGCGCUUGAAGUAAAAUUUCUAGUACAAUACACCGAAAUUGACAUCACUUUCACUUUUCGAUGCUGACUUUCUUAUGUUGCUGGCAUGGGAGUUCUUUC